Caenorhabditis remanei is the source of this 1260-nucleotide messenger RNA. RefSeq lists its product as uncharacterized. The transcript has 5 exons. The coding region runs from base 1 to 1260 and encodes 419 amino acids. The record is from RefSeq and is a predicted model, not a curated record. NCBI's taxonomy places the organism in Eukaryota, Metazoa, Nematoda, Chromadorea, Rhabditida, Rhabditidae.
AUGUCGGACGAAACUGCAUCUAUAUCCGAAGUGCCCGUCAAGGACACCGAAACCAUCAAGGCUGCAGGAGACGCCGCUCCAGAAACUAAGGAGUCAACCAUUGCGACAGAGUCCAACGGAAGCUCAAAUCAUCAGAAUGGGGAUGCCACCAAGACAGAGGCUUCCACUGAAGAAACGAAGGUAGAGGAACCUGAAAAGAAAGCCGACGCUCCAGAAGCAACCAGUGCUGCUCAAGUUGAGAAGGCUCCAGUUGAGCAAGAAAAGACCGCCGCUGUUGUUACUGAAGCUGAGACAAAGGAGGAAGUUCCACCUGUCGUCGAGGAGAAGAAGACCGAUGUUCCAGAAGCUGCCGCUGCUGUUGUCGAAGAAAAAAAGCCAGAAGAAGCUGUUGCCGCUGAAGAGAAGAAGGAGGAAACAGCUCCAGUAGAGACUAAAACCGAAGCCGUCGCACCUGAGCCAGAAGCCAAAAAGGAAGAAGCUCCAGUUGUCGAAGCAGAAAAGAAGGAAACAUCUACUGCAGAGAAAAAAGAAGCUGCUGCUGAGACUGAAGAGAAGAAGGAGACCGAGGCUUCAAAGACUGAAACCGAAGCUGUUGAUGAGUCUGUUGCAGAAGACGGCGAAGCAGAGACUUCGGCAGUUGCGGCUACUCCAACGACGGCACGCAGAGGACGCGGAAGACCACCAAAUCCAAAUUCCGUUGCUAAAGCUGCUGUCGCUUCUGAGAAAAAGAGAACUCCAAAAACAAAGGCUGCUCCGAAUCCGGAAUCGAUUGCUGCUAGCCGACCACGUCGAUCCACAUCGAGCAGAGUCGACUAUGCUAACUCUGAUACCAGCACAGUUCUCGCUGAGGUAGACGACGAGAUUCCAGGAAAGUUGUUCAAGGGACGCAGAGGACCACGCGGGAAGAUCACGAAAUAUGUGUCCGAUUCGGAUGGUGCUCCAUCUGAUGACGAUGAUGUCGACUUUGGAAAGAAGAAGAAGGGUGGACGUGGAAAGGCGGCUGCUGCCCCAAGAGGACGUCCAGCAUCAUCAUCCAGACCAACUCGCGCUGCUGCCAACAAGAGAAAGACUAAGGAUUACUCCGACGAGUCAAACGAGGACGAAAUCGAGUACGACGAUAAGAGCGAUGAGGACGAGGUUUCUCCAAAGAAGAAGGCCAGAACUGGACCAAAGCCUCCUCGUGGCGGAGUUGAAGCCGAGGAUGAGGAUGAAGAGGGCGAGGAUGAGGAGAUGGUCGGAGGCGAAGAGGUUGAAGCCUAA